AUAUAUAUAUAUAUAUAUAUAUACGUCUUCGAUUUAAUUAUUUUCUGGAAAUUAAUUACGAUCGCGAAAGAAGAAGUAGAUAUUUCGACUUUAAAAAAGAAAAUUAUUUAUUUUCGAUUUUUCCUAUUUGAAUCGGACCGGGCUUUUGGUGGUUUUGGGGCAAAAUGGCCCAGAGGUCGGUGCCGGCGCCGUUUUUGACAAAGACUUAUAAUCUGGUUGACGAUCGGGAAAGCGACGACGUCGUAUCGUGGAACGACGGCGGCACGGCUUUUGUUGUCUGGAAAACCGCGGAGUUUGCGAAGGAUUUGUUGCCCAAUUAUUUCAAGCACAACAAUUUCUCAAGCUUUGUUCGCCAGCUUAAUACCUAUGGUUUUCGUAAAACCGUACCCGAUAAAUGGGAAUUCGCCAACGAGAACUUCAAGCGAGGGCAGAAGGAUCUCCUCGUCCACAUUCGCCGUCGAAAAAAUGCACCCGCAGUGGCUAAGACCGCGGCCGCUGCGGUAGCCGAAAACCUCGCUUCGCCGGAAUUCUCCGGCGAGGAUCCCGGAUCGAGCUCCACCUCAUCCCCAGAUUCCAAAAAUCCUAACUCGGCCGAGACCCAAGCAUCGGCUCAGCUAGCUGAUUUGUCCGGCGAGAACGAGAAAUUGAAAAAAGACAACCAGAUCCUGAGUUCCGAACUCGCACAGACCAAAAGGCAGUGCGACGAGUUAAUAGCCUUUCUGACCCGACGCGUGAAGGUGGCACCGGAGCAGAUCCGCCGCAUCAUGAAUCUCGAAUCAGAUUCGGCCGCCGCCGAUUCGGCCGAUGGCGGCAUAAAAUCUGAUUUUGGCGGUGAUGAAGAAAACGAGAACUCUAUGAGGCUCUUCGGGGUGGUGGUGAAAAAGAAGAGGGGUUGUAAUGAGAAUAAUGAAUUUUCAGGGCCUCAAAAUAAAGAAAUGAAAAUGAGUCUUGAAGUUUGCGUGCCCUGGAUGAAAAUGUCUACAUCACCUAGGGAGGGCAGCAAGGUCUGUAACUGACCAUAGGGGUCGUGCCACGUGUGGAGGGGUCAAAAUAAAGAAGGGUGUUUUCGAGUGGGUGAAUGUUUUAUAUUUAUGCAGUUGUGACUUUUCUGUGAGGUGGAAGAUCAAAAAAGCCAAUGGGUUUUCCGUCUCGAAUUUAAAGGUUUAUAUCAAUGAAAAUUUCAAUCUGAAGGUUUGUGUUGUUGUAGUUUGGUAUAACGGACGGGAUUAUGUAUCUUAAUGUAGUUACAGAUUUAUCAUAAUAAUAAUAAAUAACCAUACUGAUUUUGUGCAGUCUUGUGAUAUAAGUUUCUUGGAGUUGGAGCUUCUUCUUUUUUCGAACGAUGUUUAUAGUCAAUAAAAACG
This is a messenger RNA of Striga asiatica, 1364 nucleotides long. NCBI's taxonomy places the organism in Eukaryota, Viridiplantae, Streptophyta, Magnoliopsida, Lamiales, Orobanchaceae. The record is from the annotation of a GenBank genome assembly.